CUGCCGNAGCAUAUUAUUAUAUUGGUAACACGGGCCACAUGGAAAGUCCUGNGACUUUGGUCAUCAAACAUGGUGCGAUACACUAUGNGAAUGAUGUCUUUAUGGUUAUACACGNGACUAUUGCAGGUACUAUUGGAGGAAAUGUCUNAAGUCGCGCAGUUCAGUGGGGUUUCCAACCUUNGAUUGCUGGAGGCUNGAGGAAAUUUCGAGAUGGUUCUCUUCGUAAUAGGCUUUGGUGGCUACUCUGGACAGGCANAACGUAUGGAGCAGCAUUUANAGUUGCCGAAUUGGUGCCCUUCUUUUCAUCAUUCAUUGGCAUUANGACGUCACUCUUCUCUUCUUUCUNGACAUUUAUGGUGCCAAGUGCUUUUUACUUUUGGGAAUUUUGGCACGACACUCGUUGGUAUCAAAAGCUCUUACCCUUCUUUUGCUUUCNAGUCGGCUUUCUUAUGUNGACGUUGGGAAGUUAUGGAACUUUUAAAAGCUUGGUUGUUGCCAUCGAGAGCACUGGAAAGCCUUUCAGUUGUAAUCGUAAAUUCUAAAAACUAAUACCUGAGUUUAUAGUAAAUAUAAUAUCGAGGUUUAUCGAUUUGCAAUUUCUGAUACUACAAAAAGUAAUAAAUUGUUGAAAUUUCCUCGAACAACUUUGGAGUCAACUUCUUAUUAAAUAAUUUGCAGUUACGAGAAUGAAACAUUUUACAAAGUCACAGCUUCGGCUCUGUCUAUAAAAUAAUUAAAUCUAACGUCGAUUGU
Molecule: messenger RNA, 753 nt
Organism: Galdieria sulphuraria
Lineage: Eukaryota; Rhodophyta; Bangiophyceae; Galdieriales; Galdieriaceae
Product: amino acid transporter, AAAP family
Exons: 1
Source: RefSeq, a predicted model, not a curated record